This is a messenger RNA of Synchytrium microbalum, 1116 nucleotides long. RefSeq lists its product as uncharacterized. Lineage: Eukaryota; Fungi; Chytridiomycota; Chytridiomycetes; Synchytriales; Synchytriaceae. The record is from RefSeq and is a predicted model, not a curated record. The transcript is spliced from 6 exons. Bases 1 to 1116 code for a protein of 371 amino acids.
AUGUCGAGGGAAUAUCAGGAUGUGCUCCUGAAUCAGCCUAUAGUCAUCGACAAUGGAUCUGGUGUAAUUAAAGCUGGAUUUGCUGGAGAUGAGCAACCAAAUGUUGGAAGGCCGAAACAUGUACGAGUCAUGGCUGGUGCUGUGGAGGGCGACACAUUCAUAGGAAGGAAGGCUACUGAUUUACGAGGACUGCUACGGUUACGAUAUCCAAUAGAACAUGGCAUCGUAACAGACUGGGAUGAUAUGGAAAGGAUAUGGCAGCAUGUCUAUACAGAAGAACUCAAAACCUUAUCAGAAGAACACCCUGUAUUGCUGACUGAAGCACCAUUGAAUCCGCGUGCCAAUCGAGAACAGGCUGCUCAGAUAUUCUUUGAAACAUUCAAUGUGCCGGCUCUCUUCAUGUCUGUACAAGCUGUACUGGCACUAUACGCAUCAGGAAGAACAACAGGAAUAGUCCUAGAUGUAGGAGAUGGUGUCACGCAUUGCGUGCCAGUAUAUGAAGGAUUUGCCAUUCCAAACGCUGUGAGACGCAUUGAUUUGGCUGGACGAGAUGUGACAGAGCAUCUCCAGCUCCAACUACGAAAAGCUGGACACUAUUUCUACACAUCUGCUGAAAAGGAUAUCGUAAGAACCAUCAAGGAAAAGACAUGUUACAUAGCAUUGAAUCCAGCCAAAGAAGAAAAGGAAUUAGCUGGUAGACUGGAUGACUUCACUUUGCCCGAUGGCAAUGUGUUGAAACUAGGAGCAGAGAGGUUUAGAGCACCAGAGAUUCUGUUUACACCGGAAUUGGCUGGACUCGAGUAUCCUGGUAUUCAUCAGUUAGUAGUCGAUUCCAUCAACAAGGUGGAUUUGGACUUGCGAAAGUCAUUGUAUGGGAAUAUUGUCAUGUCUGGUGGAUCUACGCUUUGCAAAGGAUUCGGUGAUCGCUUGCUGAAUGAAAUCAAAAAGCAGGCAGUGAAAGAUAUCAAGAUAAAGAUAUUUGCACCACCUGAACGUAAAUACUCUACCUGGAUUGGUGGAUCUAUAUUGGCCUCAUUGAGCACAUUCAAAAAGUUGUGGAUUUCUGCUGAAGAGUAUAAUGAAGAUCCCGACAUCAUCCACAAGAAGAUGUUGUAG